This is a messenger RNA of Harmonia axyridis, 1171 nucleotides long. Its product is annotated as alpha-tocopherol transfer protein-like. The coding region runs from base 86 to 940 and encodes 284 amino acids. Gene Ontology annotation, cellular component: membrane. Gene Ontology annotation, molecular function: phosphatidylinositol bisphosphate binding. The record is from RefSeq and is a predicted model, not a curated record. The transcript has 5 exons. Lineage: Eukaryota; Metazoa; Arthropoda; Insecta; Coleoptera; Coccinellidae.
AACGUUAAAGCGAUUCUAACGAUCAGUGUUGAUUAUCAUUGAACAAAGCGCAGUACAAGAGAGUUGAAUAUUGUGAAGAGUAGCCAUGAAGGAAGAAGAUGUUAAAAUUCUCAGAGAAUGGAUUACGAAACAACCUCAUCUUCCACAAAAUAUUCACGAUACGAUGCUGUUGAGAUUUUUACAUACAUGUAACUACAGUAUUGAGCAGACUAAGACAUUAAUUGAACUAUUUUAUACAAUUCGUUCACAAGCACCAGAACUUUUUUCCAAUAGAGAUCCUACACAAUCUGCACUUCAAGACUGUUUCAAAGCAAUAGAUAUGGUGCCUUUACCCAAACUGACUGGAAAAAACUACAAGUUACUCUUGUACCGAUUUGUAGACACAGAUCCUGAAAAAUUCAUGUAUGCAGACUCUGUCAAGUCGUUUUACAUGGUCUCAGAUGUUCGAAUGUUAGUUGAAAAGGAGUUUCCCGAAGGUGAAGUGCCCAUUUUUGACAUGGCUGGAAUGAGCUGGAAACACAUGACCAAAAUGCCCCUGCCUAUAGUCAAGAAAUAUAUGGUUUAUUCACAAGAAGCCCAUCCGAUCAAACUUAAAGAAAUUCACCUUGUAAAUGCUCCGAAUUUUCUGGACAGAGCUAUGGCUAUGAUGAGGCCCUUCAUCAAAAGCGAGAUACUGUCCAUGAUACACACUCACCCUCCAAAUUCUACAACACUCUUCGAUUAUGUUCCAAAAGAGUUGUUACCAGAAGAAUAUGGUGGAUCUAUAGGAAAAAUGAAAGAUUUGAAGGAAAUGUGGUUGAAAAGGGUUAUGGAACACAAAGAAUACCUCACAGAUGAAUCCAGAUGGUCUGUAAAUGAGUCAAAACGCUCUGCUCACAAUGAAAGCAAAAAACCGUCAUUUGGAAUGGAAGGUUCUUUUAGAACGUUGAGUAUAGAUUGAAGCUAUGUUUUCUUUUCCAAAAUUUAAUAAAUCAGAAUGGAAAUGUCCAAAAACACCAAGGUCGGCACCCUCAAUUCAGAAAGUAAAGUCGGAUCACACUGAUGACACUUAUGCACGUUUAGGUAAUCAAAUAAUCAAAUUGAUCUGAUACUUUUACAAUUAGAAAUUAAUAAAAUAUAUUAUUUAUAUCUGUAAUCCUGGUAUCCUGAGAAAAUAAAGUAUGCUUUGUGA